GGAUUGCAGAACAGCAGAAGCAAUACUUCUCUCUUGACAGUAAGAAACGACUACUUCACCACAGGGUGAAAGUCCACUCACCGGGAGCUCAGUGCACUGGGACUUUCAAAAUCAAGGAGUCCGCCCCCACGUAAGAGAAUGAAGAGAAGAGCCUGCCUACCCGUGUGUGUGUGUGUGAGUGUGGCUGAUUCUUGUGGGUGUUUGUAUAAGUGAUUACGUGUGAGGAUAAACAUGUGUAUAUGUUAAGUCGAUUGAGUGAGUGUGUGUGUGUGUGUUUUGAGGCACCCUCAGGCCUGACAGUCAAGAUGUGUGUGACUCACUGGUCCCUGGUUGUGCUGUUGAGCUGGUGUGUAUGUGCAGGGGGGGGCUACCCCUUCAGCCCCCCCCUGGACCUGGACGUCAGCCCCCGGAUCACAGUGCCCAUCAGUGGUCUACAGGGAUGCAGGCGUUUCCAGUGGUCUACAGUCAAUUACAGUACUCUACUAUUGGAAGAAGACAGGGGUCUUCUGUAUGUGGGGGCCCGGGGGGCCGUGUUUGCCCUCAAUGCCACCGACAUCUCAGCCAACACAGCUCGAAUUAUUGAAUGGGAGGCUUCAUCUGAGCAGAUGCAGGAAUGUUUGACCAAGGGGAAAGACAACAAGACGGAGUGUUAUAAUCAUAUUCGCCUUCUCCAGAGGUUCAACUCCACUCAUCUCUACAUGUGUGGGACCCACGCCUUCAGCCCCCUGUGUGCAUACAUCGAUGAGGACAAUUUCCAGAUGUCAUCAUUGUUGGAGGAGGGCAGAGAGAAGUGUCCCUACGACCCUGCUACAGGCUACACCAGCCUCAUAAUUGACCAGCAGGUGUACACAGCCUCGCAGUAUGAGUUCCGGAGCUUUCCAGACAUCCGCCGUAACUCCCCUUCCCCUACUGUGAGGACGGAGGAGGCUCCCACUCGCUGGCUACACGAGGCUGACUUUGUGGGCUCAGCCUUGGUGAGAGAGAGCGAGGGCAGUGCCACCGGAGACGAUGAUAAAAUCUACUUCUUCUUCACUGAGAACAGCCAGGAGCAGAUGCCAACGUACAGCAACAACAAGGUGGCCCGCGUGGCCCGGGUGUGUAAGGGGGAUAAGGGGGGUCUUCUGACUCUGCAGAAGAGAUGGACGUCCUUCUUAAAGGCCAGGCUUGUGUGUUCUUUGCCAGAAUACGAAUUCCACUUCAACAUUCUGAGGAGUGUGUUCGCACUGCACGGACACAGUCCCCAGGACACACUCUUCUACGGCAUCUUCGGCCUAGAGUGGAAAAACGUAAAGGCGUCGGCUGUGUGUCGCUUCUCUUUAGCCGAGGUCCAGGAAGCCUUCCAGGGGCCCUACAUGGAGCACCAGAGCUUCAAAUGGAGCGAGUACUCAGGGAAGGUCCCAGAACCACGUCCUGGAGCAUGUAUAACGAACCAGCUGAGAGCCAGGGGCAUCAACUCCUCCAACGCUCUGCCGGAUGAUGUGCUGAACUUCGUGAGGAGGCACCCUCUCAUGGCCCAGCAGGUCCGGCCCGCGGACAGGCGUCCCCUGCUGUUCAGAAAGACCACAGACUACACCAAGAUGGCUGCUCACAGGGUUGAGGCCUUGGAUGGGGAGGUGUAUCCGAUGCUUUUCAUGGGGACAGACGACGGCUGGCUGCACAAGGCGGUGGAGGUCAAAGGUCACCUCCACAUCAUAGAGGAACUGCAGCUGUUUGAAGAACCGCAGCCUGUCGACAGCCUCGUCAUCUCUUCCACACUGAUGAGUGUGUACGCUGGAGGCUCCUCUGGGGUGGUGCAGCUGCCCCUCUCCACCUGCCUUAGGUACACCUCCUGCUAUGACUGUGUCUUCGCCAGGGACCCGCUCUGUGCCUGGGAUGGGGAAGAGUGUGUGGACACACAAACACACAAUGAGAGGGUUUAUCUGAUCCAGGACAUCCAGAAUGGGAACAAGGGCUGUGAGAACAACACAGGAGACGACCUGGUCAUGCACCGCCAUCGCUCCGUGAUGGUGGGAGACGACGUGCUGCUCCAGUGUGAGUUUAGCUCCAACCUGGCAACCCCAGUUUGGACCCUGGAGGGUCAGGAGCUACAGGGCUACGGUCUGGACUCAGGCUUCAGGACCGGCACUGACGGCCUGCUCAUCAUCAAGGCCCGGGCCGAACAGACAGGACUCUACACCUGCCACUCCCUCGAGAACGGCGUCCACGUCGCCGUUAUCACCUACAACGUAAUCGUGCGCUCGGACCUGCCCCCCCCUCCGUCCGUUGUCCUGACCGAGGACACCGAUGAGGAUGGCACCUUCACCACUCCCCCUCUACCCACCCAGCCUCCCUCUACAGAGAGGCCCCUGCCACCACCCCCAGCCCCCCUGCCUCCCCGCUCAGAGCUGCUCUCCCCCAGGAACAUGGAAGCUGUGUACCUGUCCCUGAUCACCAUCCUGGGGGGGCUGUGUCUGGUUCUCACCGUGGUUCUGCUCUAUGUGGGUUUCUGCCUCCGGGCGGGACGCAGGGGAAAAUACUCCCUACGGGCCGCUUCCGCCGCUUACCCAGACAGGAAGAGACACAAAAGGAACAGGAAACAUCAGCGCAGCUCUUCCCACCUGGAGCUCAAGACCAUCUCCAGCCACUGCAACGGCAACGGCACCUGCAACGGCGCCGCCAAGCAAUCGAACGGAGGGUUCCUCCAGAUCGUCCCAGGGGAGGGGCAUUCGUCACCCAAUAAGGAUCCUCCUCCGCCGGCCCCGCCCCUGCCCCCGCCGUCACAGCCGUCCACCCCAGGGUGCGAUUUCCCGGCCGGCCUGUCGGCCACGCUGCCCAGCGUCCUUCGGAGAAUGAACGGGAACAGCUACGUGCUCCUGAGGCAGGGUGACGCGGACGCCACCUCCCCUCACUUCUACUCCUUCACAGAGGAGCUCAACCGCAUCCUGGAGAAGAGGAAACACACUCAGCUGCUGCCCACGCCGGACGAGAGCUCCGUGUAGGGAAGGAGAGCACGCUCUCCUGGUGCUAGCAUGCCCUGGUGACUUGGAGGACUGAACUGACUCCAACUGCUGCUGAAGUGCCUAUUUUGAAGUCCAGACUUUAUAUCCAUUCCAUUCUGCCAUCAGUGCAGAUUGCCUUCACGGAGGGGACAUUUGUCCUGUUGAGAUUUUUGACUUUGAAAUGUGGACACUUACUAACACCUCACAAACACAAGAAGAGUCCCAUUCACACUGUACAUGACCUUCCCUGUACACCCAGUGUCCUAUCACAGUUCCCUGUCCCACUUUGAAAAGCCCGAUGAAGGUGGCUCACGAAAGAUAAGCUUGCCAAUAAGAGACUGUGGAAAUCUACCUCAGUUCAACAGAACUCCAGGCAAGCACAGUGUCAAUAAGGCUCAGUCCAGGUCAAUACUCUACUAGAGAACCCCCUGGAGAAGGGACGUUUGGGGGUCAAUCUGUCUAUCCUGGGCAGAAUGACGCACAUGUACCUUAACAAUAACCAUGGGAACCCCACUUUAGGAAUGGAAUGUUAUGUCCAUGAGAACAAAACUGGGCAUCAAUCACACGUAAUGUGUUAAAAACGGAGGCGAUUUUAUUUUUUAUUUUAAAGUCUACAUGAUUUUAAACAGACUUCAUACAGAAAACAUUUUUAUACUGAGGUGCCACAAACUACUUGUUGAUAAAACUAACUUCAGUAACAGCCAAAAUAUGUACAUAGAUAUUAACAGGCCACUCUCAAACCAGGACACAGCUAAAGGAAUCACCUGAUAAAAAAUAUGUUUAUUUUGUAAAGAACAUUUACAGUAUUAACAGUCUUGGUGCACUUUAAAAGCUGGUUGUGAAAGCCUUGUUACAGAGUGUUUCCCUACAAUAUUUGGGGAUGCACCAACAGACACUUCAAGCGCAAGAGGGAUUCUGAGGGACUGAACAUCACAAGCACAGUCAAGAGCCAACAACGCAAGAACCAGGUCUGGGGCAAAAUCUAUGUUGCUGCUAAGGAACAUCAUGAGGCCUGAGAAGUGUUGCUGGUCAAACGGGAUCUCCAUCUCUGUUUUCCUGCAUCUAUCGUUUCCUGCAAGAUUAGCUGACCGGCGGGGGGAGGUCUGGCUAGAGAAGACUCCCUCUGAGAGGGCUGAGCAGCUUCUCAUAACCAUCGCUGGACAGCAGGAUCAUCCUGAGCACAGCAUCCUUUGUUCAGGGGAGAGGGGGAAAUCAUUCUCAAUGUUGCUGUUGUUUUUGAUAGGACAGCAGGGCAUUGUGGGUAUUUAUAUGCAUGCUUCUCUGUAGGGGUUACCAGAAGUCCCUCCCCCCCUCCUCCUCCAAUCAGUACGGUUGAUUAGGUGUCACAUCUCCACCCCUUUUCUCUUGGUCGACACAAUAUUAAACCCACUAAUGAUGAUGACCCACUGGCUCAUGUAUUCCUUGAAGGAGAGGACAAAAGUAUUUAUUUUGCCAUUUUGUACUUUGUUGUUUUGGAAAGCCACUUGUGUGGCCCUCUGGUGUGUGUAUGUCUCUGUCUGUUAGUGUUGCACUAGUCUGAUACACUGUAGAGGCAUGAUAGACUACAGCAUGCAGAGAAAUGUUUCUCACCACUCAUUUACCAUGUUUGAUUUAGAUUUGAUUAGUCCUAAUUUGUUCAAAUUAGCUUUCUCAUCGCGGCUCGCUUAGUAAAAUCCCCGACUGUUUAUGCACGACAUUAUAUUUAACUUGAUGAAUACAUUAAACUGCCAAUGAACUCAAUGUCCUCUAGUUAUCUUAAGGCUUUCAGCUGCUCACUUAUUGUAUAUGUGGGUCAUUCACAUUUCACACUCAGAAAUUUUAAUUAAACUUUGAUUCAUCCUC
Messenger RNA from Hypomesus transpacificus, 4820 nucleotides. Its product is annotated as semaphorin-4G-like. Bases 240 to 2978 code for a protein of 912 amino acids. The record is from RefSeq and is a predicted model, not a curated record. The transcript has 16 exons. Lineage: Eukaryota; Metazoa; Chordata; Actinopteri; Osmeriformes; Osmeridae. Gene Ontology annotation, biological process: axon guidance; positive regulation of cell migration; negative regulation of axon extension involved in axon guidance. Gene Ontology annotation, molecular function: semaphorin receptor binding; chemorepellent activity.